AUGGUGAGAGUCCAAGUCAAAGUGCCGCGAGACUGCGAAGUUAUCGCACGCGACUUAUCUUUCAAGUCGGUGUGGCGAGAGCUGAAGAAGGACGGGUGGACGCGAAAGCCACCUCCCGGCCGCAGUCUCGAUGACCGCUACUUCUGCAUGCCUCCCGGUAAGAAGGUGAAGGGGAGCGAAGGCGUCGACUACUUCCGUGGCGAACAAACAGUAUUGGAGCAUUACGCAGAAGAACUGCGAUGCCGUGCAGUAGGCGUCCAACCCAGUGCUCCUGGAGGUGAUCAACUUGCUGCAGCAGAUGUCUACAUCUGCUACCAGGCCAAAGUCGCCAGUAUAGCGAGCGCCGACGCGUCGCUCUUUGAUAAAUACCGCAAGUCCUGUGGCAAACUCACCAGCUGGAGGUACCCAGCCAAGGUCUCCGCUCAUCCCGACGCCACCACACGUUCAAGAUGCCAUUAUUCGUCCGAAGAAGCAGAUGGAUCUGAUAAUAUCAGCGACGGCGACUCCACGCAUCCAGCAGGAACUCCAACCAGAAACGAUGAUGCAGAUGAAGACGGAGAAGAUUCUGCUCUUGGUAGUGAGUUGCUAGCCGACAGCAUUGAUGAUUUGAACGUGGUUGGUAAUCAUGCGAUUGAACAUCUGGUUGGAAAGUUGGAUUCGGAGGCCGAUGAUAUGGAGACUGGAGAGUGCGUAUCGGAUGAAGAGGUGAAAAUUUAUUGUGCAGCUGACGCCAUUGGUGAUGAUCCGGUCGCGACAGAAGACGAAAUCACGGCAGAGGUUCUUUUCGCUGAUAAUUUUCUGAAUAGUUUUGGUGGUGAGGAUGAAGUUCUCGCUGGAAACCUCAAGAACGCUGUUCUGUGUGAGAUGUCCGUCAAAGGUUGGGAAGAUAUUGAUGAACCUGAUACUACUGAGUACAUGCACGGCCCGUACGGCCCGGUCAACAAUACGUCAAGCUAUCCUGGUCUUCGCCAAGGAUACUCGGGUCCAUCUGCAGACGCUUUGCGCAGAGGAGACUCUCCAAUUGGACUCUUCUUUUACUAUCUUCCUGUCGUACUGUGGUAG
Messenger RNA from Phytophthora nicotianae INRA-310, 1062 nucleotides. RefSeq lists its product as hypothetical. The record is from RefSeq and is a predicted model, not a curated record. The transcript has 4 exons. Bases 1 to 1062 code for a protein of 353 amino acids. NCBI's taxonomy places the organism in Eukaryota, Oomycota, Peronosporomycetes, Peronosporales, Peronosporaceae.